AUGUCUGUCAUUCCAAACUCGCCGUAUGCUCUCCGUCGUGCGGAAUACCGUUAUACGACUCCGCCUCGCACACAGCGCUCAGAAUUGAUCUGUCCCCCAGCUCCGCGUAAGCCCCGAAAGCGCCCAGUGCUCACCCCAGACAUGGUUCGUGAUAUUCCCGAAUUUCAUUUCACACCUGUCAAGAGAUUCCAGACGCCGCCGCCACCGACCGGUACCAAUUUCAUAUGCCCCCCUGCUCCCAGAAAGAAGGUUAGAGACGAGCGCUUUUCGACAGCACUUCAUGGUCAUGAAAGUCCCAUCGCAGCUUUGCAAGCGACGUCCUAUUACUGGCUCAGAUCAAGAAAGGUUCCAAACACCAGAGGUAUAGGAACAGCUUUACCAGCUCGACGCUCUAACAGAAGUGAAAGAAUGUAUAUGGAAACUAUGCGCACCCGUAAAUUCCGCCAACCUAGCCGUACCAACAAGCCCUCUCCUGUCUGCUAG
This is a messenger RNA of Psilocybe cubensis, 483 nucleotides long. RefSeq lists its product as uncharacterized. Lineage: Eukaryota; Fungi; Basidiomycota; Agaricomycetes; Agaricales; Agrocybaceae. The transcript has a single exon. The coding region runs from base 1 to 483 and encodes 160 amino acids. The record is from RefSeq and is a predicted model, not a curated record.